Portunus trituberculatus (swimming crab) is the source of this 669-nucleotide messenger RNA. RefSeq names its product ribosome biogenesis protein BRX1-like. The record is from RefSeq and is a predicted model, not a curated record. The transcript has 4 exons. Lineage: Eukaryota; Metazoa; Arthropoda; Malacostraca; Decapoda; Portunidae. Bases 183 to 449 code for a protein of 88 amino acids.
UUUAAACAUGGUUGAGGACACAAAGUGGACAGUGGAGUGUGGGUGCUUGCUAGUGACACGGACAGCCGCCGCCGAGCAGUCUUUGGCUAACUGUCUGACAACCCUGCCGUAGUCAGCCCGGCCAAUUUACCGUGACUCAGCGGCGCGGGACGGUGGUUGCCGCCAUAAUUUAACACACAAGCAUGGGCAAGAGGAAGAGGGAACGGGCAGAGGCGAUGCAAGCCGCGGAGUUAAACCCACUGCCCCUCGUGGUCCCUCCGCUAGUCAGGGAAUCAGACGAGCCCGUAAAGAAGAAGAUUGCAGACAUGAAGAACUGUAACAAGUGCAUUUACUUUAAGAACUGCAAGGACUUGUACAUAUGGGUUGCCAAUGUGAAGGGUGGCCCGUCUAUCAAAUUCCACAUACGUACUCAAUGUGCACACAAUGAAGGAACCAAAGAUGACUGGUAACUGCUUGAAGGCUUCCCGGCCACUGCUCAGCUUCGACCCAGCCUUUGACAGUCACCUGCACUGGGCCCUCUUGAAGAACCCCUGGUGCAGACAUUCAGCACACCCAACCUGCUGCCCAAGAGUCAGCUAUUCCACAACCAUGUAUUCUGCUUCUCCAUCCUGGACAACAAGAUCUGGUUUAGGAACUACGAGGUACUGGAUACUGACGGCAAGUUUUCUG